GGGUGUUGAAAUCUGGUCUGCAGCGGGGAAAGGGUUAACUCUCUGCUUUAAGGCUCUGGGAGUGGGUUAAUGGGUUGUGAUCUAAUGGUAUCAGGCGCUGGUUUAGCGCUGGGAUCAAUGUGAUUUAAGCAGUGGGAAGAUGUGGAUGUGUUGGACAGUGUUGAAUUUGGAGGCUGAUUGCAGAGCUGACUGCUGUGUUGUAGUGCUGUACCUGUGGACCAGCCUUCGACCUGGUGCUGCUGCUGCUGCUGUUGUCAGUGUGUGUGUCCCAGCACACCUGGCUGUCUCUCAGGGCUGCAGAGCUGACUAACACACACCCUCUGAAUAUCUGAUACGUUUUCUUUUGCACUCAAGAGGAAGGAAAGGAAGAGAGGAGAUCAGGUUUUAAGGACACAGCCAGGAAACACAAAUUUCAUAGCCCCAGCAUAAAGGGCUACCAAAACAAACUGGUUUCUCUUCAGUGCCUGCUGUAACCAAGAGCUCUCUCUCUCUCUCUGUGGAUGUUAACCUUCACAUACAGUAACAAUUUUCAAAUAUAGCAGAAGACGGUCAAGUGCACAGGGAUCAUUGCAAGAAGGACAAAGCCUAGGGCAUGUGGAUCGUGGUAACUCUCUUACUCCACAGCAUCCUGAAUGUUGCCAGUGAAGAUCUGCAAUCCAGCUUGUACUUUGUCAAUGGAUCUCUGCAAGAGGUAGUCUUCGCCAGUACCAUGGGGACAUUGUUACCAUGCCCUGCAUCAGGGAAUCCCCCAACAACACUGCGUUGGUACCUAGCAACUGGGGAAGAGAUGUACGAUGUCCCUGGGAUCCGACACGUCCAUCCAAAUGGCACUCUCCAGAUCUUCCCUUUCCCUCCUUCGAGUUUUAAUAACUUGAUCCAUGACAAUUCGUACUAUUGCACAGCAGAAAAUCCUUCAGGGAAAAUUAGAAGUCAGGAUAUUCACAUUAAGGCUGUUUUAAGAGAGCCCUAUACAGUCCGCGUAGAGGACCAGAAAGCCAUGCGGGGGAAUGUAGCAGUCUUCAAGUGCAUUAUCCCGUCCUCUGUAGAGACUUAUAUCACUGUAGUGUCAUGGGAGAAAGACACGGUCUCACUUGUCUCAGGAUCUAGAUUCCACAUCACACCUACAGGAGCCUUGUAUAUAUUAGACGUACAGAACGAGGAUGGCCUGUACAAUUAUCGCUGCAUUACACGGCACAGGUACACUGGUGAAACAAGACAGAGCAACAGCGCCCGAUUAUUUGUGUCAGAUCCUGCUAACUCAGCUCCAACAAUCCUGGAUGGAUUUGAUCAUCGGCUGGUCAUGGCUGACCAGCGGGUCGAAUUGCCUUGCAAAGCCUCUGGGCAUCCUGCACCAAAAUACCGCUGGGUGAAGGACAAUGCCCCCUUGGCACGGGACAACAGGUUCAGGCAAACUGUCACUGGGCUACUCAUUGUGAAGGCAGUGCCAGCAGACACAGGAAGGUACACCUGCGAAGUGUGGAACAGCUUUGGGAAUGCAGAGAUUAUUGGCCACCUGAAUGUAAAACAACAACUGAAGGCAACAGUGAAUCUGCACAAGGUGAAAACCAGCAUCGGUAGCAAGUUAUUGCUGUCCUGUACAGUAAGCGGAGCGGAGGAGUAUGCGGUGGAGUGGUAUCAGAACGGUGAGAUUAUCACCCCUGGCAGCAACGUGAGAAUCACCGGAAACAACCACGAGAAGCUGAUGAUAGAUGGACUGGCAAAGAGUGAUGGAGGAGCCUAUCAGUGCUUUGUAAGGAAAGGUCGAAUGUCAGCCCAGGAUUUGGUACACGUUAUCCUUGAAGACGGAACGCCGAAGGUGAUUUCGUUUUUCAGUGAGAAGGUCGUGAGUCCCAAUGAGCCCAUCUCACUGAUGUGCAGCGUGAAAGGCAAUCCACCACCAACCAUUACCUGGACCCUGGACGACGACUCAAUCACACGAGAUGGGAGCCACCACUUCAGCCAGUACAGCACCACCGAGGGCAAUAUGGUCAGCCACCUCAAUGUCACCUACACUCAGGUCCGGGAUGGAGGAGUCUACCGGUGUGUGGCCAACAACUCUGCUGGAGUCGCCAUGUAUCAGGCUCGAAUAAACGUAAGAGGACCUGCCAGUAUACGGUCAAUGAAAAAUAUCACAGCCAUAGCUGGUCGUGAUACCUAUAUUCAUUGCCGGGUGAUUGGCUACCCAUACUAUUCCAUCAAGUGGUACAAGAAUUCCAAGCUGCUGCCCUUUAACCAUCGCCAGGUGGCAUACGGGAAUAAUGGGACCUUAAAGCUCUCCGAUGUACAGAAAGAUGUGGACGAGGGAGAGUACAUCUGCACUGUGCUUGUGCAACCUCAGCUGACUACCAGUCAGAGUGUGUACGUAGCUGUCAAAGUCCCACCUUUCAUCCAGCCUUUUGAAUUUCCAAGAUUCUCCAUUGGGCAGCGUGUCUUCAUCCCUUGUGUGGUCAUCUCAGGGGACCUGCCAAUCAGAAUCACUUGGCAGAAAGAUGGUCGUCCAAUCCCUGCAAGCCUAGGAGUCACCAUUGACAAAAUUGACUUCACCAGCUCCUUGAGGAUCUCCAACCUCUCCCUGAUGCACAAUGGGAACUACACAUGCAUCGCCAGCAACGAUGCAGCAGCAGUGGAGCACCAGAGCCAGCUGAUUGUCCGAGUUCCUCCUCGAUUUGUGGUACAACCCACUGACCAGGAUGGUAUUUAUGGGAAAUCUGUCAUACUGAACUGUUCUGCAGAAGGUUAUCCUGUCCCAACAAUCGUCUGGAAGUACUCCAAAGGUGCAGGUGUCCCACAAUUCCAGUCAAUUGCCCUGAAUGGUCGCAUCCAACUACUGGUGAAUGGGUCGCUCCUAAUUAAACAUGUGCUCGAGGAAGACAGUGGGUAUUACCUCUGCCAGGUCAGCAAUGAUGUGGGAGCUGAUGUCAGCAAGUCCAUGUAUCUGACAGUCAAAAUUCCUGCCAUGAUUACAUCAUACCCAAACACCACUCUGGCAACUCAGGGACAGAAGAAAGAGGUCAGCUGCACAGCACAUGGAGAGAAGCCCAUCAUUGUCCGCUGGGAGAAAGAAGACACCAUCAUCGACCCAGAACGUAUGUUCCGUUACGUUGUAUCCACCAAAGAGAUUGGAGAUGAGGUCAUUUCUACACUGCAGAUUACACCAACAGUCCGGGGAGAUUCUGGAUUUUUUUCCUGCCAUGCUAUUAAUUCGUACGGAGAGGACCGAGGGUUGAUUCAGCUCACGGUGCAAGAACCCCCAGAUCCUCCUGAAAUUGAGAUCCGUGAGGUGAGAGCACGGAGCAUCGCUUUGAGGUGGAGCAUGGGCUUUGAUGGGAAUAGCCCCAUCACAGGCUUUGACAUUGAGUGUAAGAACAAGUCAGAUUCGUGGGAUGCAGUACAAAGGACGAAAGAUGUCUCGCCUCAGUUGAACCAGGCCACAAUUAUCGACCUGCACCCCUCUUCCACCUACAACAUCCGUAUGUAUGCCAAAAAUCGCAUUGGGAAGAGUGAGGCCAGCAAUGAGCUCACCAUUACCACAGAUGAAGCAGCCCCUGACGGCCCACCUAUCGAUGUUGUGCUGGAAUCUCUAUCCUCUCAGUGUAUCAGAGUGACUUGGAAGGCUCCAAAGAAGCACUUACAAAAUGGACUAAUCCGCGGCUACCAAAUUGGUUAUCGGGAGUACAGCACAGGCGGCAAUUACCAGUUUAAUAUCAUCAGCAUGGAGACAACUGGUGACAGCGAGCUGUACACGCUGGACAAUCUGAAAAAGUUCACGCAGUACGGAGUGGUUGUACAGGCUUGUAACCGUGCAGGCACUGGACCCUCCUCACAGGAAAUCAUUGCAACGACGUUGGAGGAUGUGCCCAGCCGACCACCAGACAACGUCCAAGCCAGUGCAGUAUCUCCGGAGGUCAUUUCACUGUCUUGGUCGAUGCCACCAAAGGAGGCACUGAAUGGGAUUCUACAAGGAUAUAGAGUUAUUUACUGGGCAAACCUCCCAGAUGGAGAGCUCGGAGAGAUUAAAAACGUCACAACCACGCAGGUUAUGCUGGAGCUGGAUGGACUGGAGAAGUUCACCAACUAUAGUAUACAGGUGCUGGCAUUCACCCGGGCAGGAGAUGGAGUCAGGAGCGAACAGAUCUUCACACGUACCAAGGAGGAUGUUCCAGGUCCCCCGGGCGGAGUGAAAGCAGCUGCAGCCUCUGCCACAAUUGUGGUCGUCUCCUGGCUUGCCCCACUGAAGAUGAAUGGCAUCAUUUGGAAGUACACUAUAUUUUGCUCUCACCCAUAUCCAACAAUAAUCAGUGAAUUUGAAGCCUCACCGGACUCGUUUUAUUACCGCAUUCCCAACCUCAGCCAAAAUCGCCAGUAUAGCAUCUGGGUUGUUGCAAUUACUGCAGCGGGAAGAGGGAACUCCAGUGAGAUUAUUACAGUGGAGCCACUGGCAAAAGCACCAGCCCGGAUCUUGACAUUCAGUGGCACCGUGACAACACCAUGGAUGCGAGACAUCGUGUUGCCCUGUAAAGCAGUUGGAGACCCAGCCCCUACAAUCAAAUGGAUGAAGAACAGUAAUGGAACACCGAGCCCUGUAGUCACCGAUGGACGGAGAAGCAUCUUUAACAAUGGAAGCUUUGUCAUCCGCACUGUGAAAGCAGAGGAUUCUGGGUACUACAGCUGCGUGACAAGUAAUAACUGGGGAUCAGAUGAAAUCCUUGUUAACCUACAGGUGCAAGUUCCACCAGACCAACCACGCCUGACUGUGUCCAAAACAACCUCAAAUUCCAUAUUUCUUUCCUGGAUACCUGGGGACAAUGGUGGGAGCUCCAUUCGAGGUUAUAUUCUGCAGUACUCAGAGGACAACAGCGAACAGUGGGGUAGCUUUCCCAUCAGCCCUAGUGAGCGCUCAUACCGCCUGGAGAAUUUGAAAUGUGGGACAUGGUAUAAGUUCACUUUGACAGCACAGAAUGGAGUGGGACCUGGCCGCAUCAGUGAAAUCAUUGAAGCUAAAACCCAUGGGAAAGAGCCACAGUUUGCCAAGGAACAGGACCUGUUCUCCAGUGUCAACACCACAAGGAUCAGGCUCAAUCUUCUUGGUUGGAUUGAUGGUGGCUGUCCAAUCACCAUGUUCACCCUUGAAUAUCGGCCAUUUGGGACGACAGUCUGGACGACCGCACAGCGGACGACCCUGUCUAAGUCAUACAUCCUGUAUGACUUGCAGGAAGCCACGUGGUAUGAACUGCAAAUGAAGGUGUGCAACAGUGCAGGAUGCACAGAGAAGCAGACAGAAUUUGCAACCCUCAACAAUGAUGGGAGUACAAUCCCACCGCUGAUUAAAUCGGUGGUCCAGACCGAGGAAGGAAUGGCAACUAAUGAGGAACUGAAAAUGCUGGUGACCAUCUCAUGCAUCCUGCUGGCUGCCCUGCUGCUAUUUGCUCUGCUUCUUAUUGUUCGAAGACGACGGAGGGAACAGCGUCUGAAAAGACUCAGGGAUGCCAAAAGUUUGGCCGAGAUGCUGAUGAGUAAAAACACAAGGACAUCUGAUACCCUGAAUAAACAGCAGCAGACACUGAGAAUGCACAUCGAUAUCCCUCGUGCACAGCUUCUGAUAGAAGAGAGGGAUACCAUGGAAACAAUAGAUGAUCGAUCUACUGUGCUGCUGACGGAUUCAGACUUCGGAGAGGCUGUGAAACAGAAGUCGCUAACAGCCACACACACUGUCCAUUACCAUUCAGUCUCACAGGCCACUGGGCCUCUUGUGGAUGUUUCAGAUGCUCGACCUGGAACCAAUCCCACGGCCCGCAGGAAUGUGAAGGGAGUUCCAUCAGCUCGCAAUAGGUACUCCAGCCAGUGGACACUGAAUAGACCCCACCCAACCGUGUCUGCUCACACACUGACAACGGACUGGAGAAUGCCGACACCACAUGUUGCAGGAUCUGUCGAUAAGGAGAGCGACAGCUACAGUGUCAGUCCAUCUCAAGACACAGACAGAGCACGGAGUAGCAUGGUCUCAACGGAGAGUGCCUCUUCUACAUAUGAGGAGCUGGCACGUGCAUAUGAACAUGCCAAGAUGGAGGAGCAGCUGAGGCACGCCAAGUUUACAAUUACGGAAUGCUUUAUAUCGGAUACAUCUUCGGAGCAGCUGACAGCUGGGACCAAUGAGUACACAGACAGCCUGACAUCCAGCACACCUUCAGAAUCAGGCAUCUGCAGGUUUACCGCAUCACCGCCGAAACCUCAGGAUGCAGGGAGGGUGGCAAAUAUGGCAGUGCCCAAAGCACAUCGACCAGGUGACCUUAUGCAUCUUCCGCCAUACCUAAGGGUGGACUUCCUGAUUCACAGAGGAGUGGCAGGUCCGAGCAGAGACCUUGGUCAGGGGCAUGCCUGUCUGGAGCCACAGAGAAGAAACACCAUGAAACGCACACAAGUAAUGGAGCCAAUCCCAGUGGAAGUAGCUACCAGGGACACACAGCAAUGGCAAUCAAGCACCGCGUCGACAUUACCUCAGAGGGAGGGAGCAGACCGUGGCAAAGCUGCCAAAUUGAGCAGCUCCCAAGAAUCAUUACUGGACAAUCGCGGUCACUUGAAACAAGGGAACAACCCUUACGCAAAAUCCUAUACCCUGGUAUAACAACCGCAUGUCUGUACAAGGCUGUAAAUAGUUCAAUUUCAAGCUACCUUUUUUUUACUGAUUCCAAUAUUUAUAAUCAAAGAUUUGCCAAAAUAUUAAAAAAAUCAGAUAUUGCAAAGACUUUGUUGUGAUCCAGGGUGUGACAUGCCUGAGCAACUGAAUGUCUGUGCAUUUUUUUUAAACAAAGCCUCCUCCAUCCCUACCCUGAUUGUCUGAUAUGCACAGAUCAUUGUGUUUUUACUUGUUUCCUAAGAAAUGCAUGGAGGCAAAUUAUGAAGACAUUGACAAUAGCAAAAAAAAACAAGGAGAGAGGAAAAAGAAUACCAAGCUCUGUCACCCACUUUACCGGGAAUCUCAAUGGUUUAACUAUUGCACAAGAAAAAGACAGAAAAGCUACAUUUGUGGUUGAAACAGCGAUCCCUGAUUGAUUGAAGAGUUUGCCGCCAAGUAUGCACGCACCUUUUGCAGUUAGCUAGAAGUAGAAUCGUAGAACAACACAGCACAGAAGGAGGCCCAUUGUGCCAGAAUCCUUCAAUUCCAUCUUUUCCUAUUGUCCAUUAGGUUAGGGAUUAACAUUAUUAAAUAUUUUUUAAAAUGUAAGUAAUCUAUUUAAAGUGAUAUUAACGACGAGCCCAUAAGGCUGGAUAUCAAAGGGAAAGCUCCUUGCCAUGUUUCAUUGACUUGGUUAAUCUACAGUCCAUAUAUAUAUGCAUUACUGGUACUCGUAUGUAUAUGUACGUAUACAGUGCACGUGUAUAUCUAUGGUAUACAUACAUAUAGUAUACGUACAUGCAUAUAUACUUGUCUAAGUAUAAAUGUAAAUGGGUCUAACUUUAUUUUAGGUAAAUAAACAUUAAGAGAGACAGAUGGAAAACCCAAUAAUAACUGAUGUUCCAGCUACAUGUGUGUCUACCUCCUGAAGCUUGCAUUGGUCAGACAGGUUCUGGCUUCAAGUUCUAACCAAAGUUUGGUGACCUUUAAUUCUUUGCUACAUAGUGUGUUUGUGUGUAUUUUCUGAUGUCAAAUUUUAACAGUUGCCUCAUGCAGAACUUUUCAGUCUUGUUGUUAUAAUAAAAAAGCAUUUUAAACAACAAAAAGAAAACAAAAUAUAUUAUAUAGAUACGUGUAUAUAUGCACUGUUUUACAAAGGGUACUGACGAUAUAAGGCAGCAGCUGCCAUGAGCGGGUGACUGAUAGUUUCAUUUGAUAUCAAAAGGCUUUCUUGUUGUAAAAGUCACUGGUUGCUGCUUUUGUCCAGAAACAGAGUCAGCUACGGUGUAAUGAGUCACCAUCCAAAAGCAGAAUCCCACAAAGCAGAUAUGACUUAUUUGGAAAUGUGAACCAAUUACCCUAAUUAUAAAUGGUUGAAAUCGCAGAAGAUGAAGCAAAAGCAAAAUUUAUUAAAAGACUGGCCAAGUUCCUGUGUAACAAAAGCAGAAUGAACUUGUUUCAGGAAUUAUAAACCGAUGACCCUGAUGUUUGCUCCUUUCCACCACAGCUGGGAUGGAAAUAGCUUUCAGUGCAUUGGUAUACGCCCUCACAGCUUGUCAGCUGGAAAUGAGAAUGUUCCAAUCUUUCAAGGGAUUUGGAUAUAAAAUCACUAAGGUUACAGAAUCUCUUUCCUGUUACUGUUGUGAUGAGGCUUGCUACCCUCUACUUUUAGCCAAGAUAAUUUGUGGGCGGUUGAUAAAUUUGCAAAGCAACAACCCAGACACUCAGUGUACUUUUAAAACAGAAGUUGUGUUUUUGCCGCAUUGCUUCUGAUGUAGAAGCAUCAGAAUUUACAAUUUUCAACAAAUUACAAAUAUGAGAAAAGUCUCAAUCCUGUGCCGUCUGCUCAAUGUCAGCUUUGGUCUUGGGAAGAGGUGAAGUCAUGAAUAUGUUGACUUAACUAUAAGUUCUAUUUAGAUUAACAAUAGCAAGUAGUUGUUUAAUUUGUUAUUAUUUGCCAUCUGACCCUCUGCUAAAAGCACAAGCAAGGACAAUUUUGAAGAUUGUUGAGAGUUUUGAAGAAGAUUUUCAUCUGAUGAAGUUAGACUGUUAAACGCCAAAAGAAGUUAUCUAAAGAGGUUAUCUAAUAUGGUAUGUUUAUAAAGUAUAUUGUUUUAAGAUCAUUCCAUCUUCUAGUCAAAUACAGUAUGUAUUAGGCUGCAGCCUAACACGAUUUCUUUUAGAAUGCAAUGACAGAUUGCAGCAUCAAUUUUAAUCAGGUUACAAAGAAGUUCAUGACCGGGAGAUUGCAGGUGCUUUGGCAGGAUGAACUGCAUGGACCAAAUUACCUGCCUAAUUGGAGUUUAUCUUUCUGUGUUCUGGAGACAAUUAGUCUUAUUGACAAGUGGAGCAUUCAGCUGCUGGGCAGACAAGAUUUAUUCAGUGUGUUUCGACACAUAAUGUAAGGGCAUGCACCAGUCUAAAUGAAAACAUUGAUAAUGAAAAAUAUCACAGCAAUGAUAUCAACUGCAGUGAUAAUUGCUGUUCAGUUUGGCAUCAUUUGUUGCAAAACUGAAAGCAGGAAGAACGAUAGAAUUGACCAUAACUCAUUCCGAUAAUUCGUUUUGAAUCGAAUCUCAGGUCUGCAGGUAUGAAUCCUCUUUGUAUCACCUGCAGUGCACAGUUGAUGACCAGUCCACUAUUCAUUCAGAUAAAACAACUGGUCUAUGCGAGGCAACCGGGCUAAUUGGUGAGAUGAGCUGAUAUUCACUUGUCUGGCAUGGAUAGACAAGGUAACCAAAUAGAUUACUCAUCUCUGGAGAUAGCAGAUUGGCAUUUCAAUACAUUGUUCAGUGGAGUGGCAGGUGAUAGUCUGUGCCUGUGAUUCCCAAAGACGUCAAGUUUUCAAUCUCAGUUGAAACAGUCAAUGCAGUAAAAGUACUUCCGCACAGGAAGAAGCAGAAGCAAUGAAUUAAUCAUCUCUAAAACCUUCUUGUGGCUAAGUUCAAGCACUAAUAUUUAAGUUCCAUUGGUGUAAAAAAACAUGAUAAGGAUAGUUUUUGUUUUAAAUACUGAGAAUUGAGAAAUUAUUUAAAUGAAAUAGUAAACACAUCCCCCCCAAUGGGCCUAUAUGUAUUAGAUCUGCAGGUUAUAAUGCCCUCAUGUGCCACAAAUAAUACACAUUUGAAUGCUAUCAUUUGCACCAUGUGUACUGUGCCUUGUUUCACAUGUUCGUUCCAGGUGCUGCAUUGAUAAGAUCACAGCUUGCCAGUUUAUAUUGUACUCUCAAUAGCAAAGCAUUCCUUGUUGAGCACAAAUAUGUGAAUGCAACAGUUUCUGAAUCACAAAUUCUGUGAAUCUAGUGCCUCAUUCAGUGUUUUGCAGUCAUUGGAUUUUCAUCAGAUUUCAAACUAUUAUGGGCUCCUCACCUAAAUCUCUCAAGUCUAAAUCAUAAGAUCACAAACUACCAGUUAGUCAUUACAAUCAGUUGAUGUAAUUAUCAUAAGUCAAAAAUAGGAGACAUUCACACAAUUCACAAUAAGUUCUUAAAUAAGUAUUAGCAACUGCUCAAAAUAACCAAGCAGAGUAACCUUUCAAAUAUUCAAACGAACCAUUGCAUACCCUCAAACUAGCAAUAUUAAUGUUCAAAUUAACCGUUGUAAACACUUAUACUUCAAAUUGCCCAAGAUACACACACAGCCAGAAAUUCAAAGUAACAUUUGUCCCUGGGAUAUAUUUUGAAGUUUGCUUUUAUUUUAAAAGCAAAAGCUAUUUUUCUAUUUUUUUCUUUCCACCUAAGAAUUGGGGGAAAACUUUGAAAGAAAAUUAUCACCAGGGUAUGUUCUGCUUCUUAAAUCACAUGAAAGAAUAAUACUGAUAAAUAUUACUCAUGGAUAUUCUUUCUAAACCUGUAUUACAUAAAAACAGCACCACUGAUGACUCCCAUUUUAACCACUUUUCAUAAGGAAUGACCACAACAGAAAAUAAACAAUGAAUUCUAUUUAAAAUAGACACAGUUUUAUUUUUAGACGAGGUAAAUGUUAACUUGGCAGAAAAUGCUCAGGCUCCCAGAUUGGGAAACUAUCUCAUGGGACGUGCAAGUUGUCCAAUUGAGGAAGAGAAAAGGAGGGAUGCAGAAGAGGGCUCUGUUGUAAUUUUAAAAUUGACAGAGCAUUUGUACCAGAAUUUAGAGACCCUUUGUCAUCCACCCUUUCAGGAAUUAGAAUCAUUGCUCCGUCCCACAACUCUUUUACAUCAGUCAGUCUCAUAUUGAUCGCUGUUUGAUUGCAA
Messenger RNA from Stegostoma tigrinum, 10843 nucleotides. RefSeq names its product cell adhesion molecule DSCAM. Gene Ontology annotation, biological process: dendrite self-avoidance; homophilic cell-cell adhesion; axon guidance. The record is from RefSeq and is a predicted model, not a curated record. NCBI's taxonomy places the organism in Eukaryota, Metazoa, Chordata, Chondrichthyes, Orectolobiformes, Stegostomatidae. Gene Ontology annotation, molecular function: cell-cell adhesion mediator activity. The transcript has 33 exons. Bases 593 to 6622 code for a protein of 2009 amino acids. Gene Ontology annotation, cellular component: axon; plasma membrane.